UGAAAAGAAGAGAGAAGAAAAAUCUGAUGCAUCGAUAAGGUAAUAAUUUUUUUUCGAGAGAGAGAAGUAAAAAAAUAAGAAAUUAAUUUUCUUUAGAAUUCCAAGUUCAAAAAAAUCAGAUCGCAAUUCUCAAAUGCAAAGAUCAUCAACAAGCAUGGGAUCUUAUGAAUUAAGAAAAAAAUCCGAUAUAAAUUGCAUAAAAUCUGAACAAAAGUCAAUGAGUGCAAGAAUAGAAAAUCAAAAAUGUAAUUUAAUGACAAAAACAUCAAACGAAAUAACGGAAAAUUUGACAAAUCCAAAUUCUGGAAGAGCAAAAUGGAAAACACGACAACCAGAAGUAAUGAAAAUGUUAAAAGAAUUAAUAAAAAAUACCGCCGAUGAUGAAGAAAAUGAAAUUUCUUCAAAUUGUCUAGAAAUCCCUAACGAUUCCGUAUCAAAAUCGUCAUUAAUUAAAAGUAAAACUGUAAAUUCUUUAACAUCUCAUGCAUCGUCAAAAACAAAAUUCGACAAUCGUAAAUCAUAUUUGCGUAAAAAUUCAAAUGAUUCAAGUUAUUUAGAAACAUACAUAAAAUUUAAUUCACGACAAAGUCUCGCCACAAAUUCAGAUAAAUCUUUUGUCGAUAAAAACGUGAAAGAGAAAAAAUCGAAUACAUCCCAUUACGAUCAAAGCAUAAAUGAUAAAAAGAAAAAUAUAAAUGACGAGAUGGAAAUAUCGAAAAUUUCAAAAUCAGAAAUUAUCUUCGAUAUUCAAUCGAAUGAAAAUAUUUCUCAAUCAAAUUGCGAAUUAAAAACAAAAAUUUCGUCCUCAAAAUCAUGUCAAGUUUCAUUUGAAACUUCAACUUGUUCCAAAAGUUCAGAUAUUUUAUUUGAAGUGAAAUCUUUGGAAUCUGAAAAUCAAUCUUCAGAAAUGUUUAUCAACAAAACAUCAAAAAAAAGUUUUCGUGAAUUGAGAGAAAUUCUUGAAAAAUAUGGAUUAAAUGUGAAUGAAGCGAAAAGAAAAUUGAAUUCAACGGAAAAUGGAUCAUUUACAUCGAUUCUAUUGGAUAAAGAAAAAGGAACAAUCGUUGCUGUUUGCUCAUCACAAACUUUAUUCGAUAAAUUCGCAUCUUUAUCAGAUAGCGAUUUAAAAAUAGUCGAAUUAAAAGAUAUCGUGAAGCAAUUAUCCUCAGAUUCAUUUGAUAAUAAUAAUAAAAUAUCAAAAAUAGAAAGAGAAAUUGAAACUGAUCAUGAACAAAAUUUGAAAAUUGUCCAAAUAACUAAUAACAAUUCAAAAAAUUCACUUUCAAAACACGAAUGUUUUUCUGAGAACAAGAAAGAAGAAUUUUCUUCGUCAUCGUCAAUUAAUUGCGCAGAAUUAAUCAAAAAUGAAUUAAAAAACAAAGAAACUUGUGAAAAUUCAGAGAAUCAAAUUAACAUUCUUUCGAAAGUUGAAGAAAAAUUUUCGUUUGUCAAUUUAAUCAUAAAAGAAGAAACAGAACGUAAAGGAAAAUUUAAUUUUCCAAAUAAUUCUAAAAAUGAUGAUAAAAAUUUGUUGAAAUUUGACGAUAAAUCUUUAGAAAAUUGUAAUUUGCAAAAAAUGGAAGUUCCAAAUUUUGAGAGCGUUUUACAAAAAGAUAUAGAAACACCACAAACAGAUGACAAAGAAGUAAAUUUAUCGAAGAAGGAGAAGGAAAUUGUAAAAAAAAUUGAAAUUUUUUGCGAUGCUCCAAAAGAAUUAACUCCUAUAAAUUCUGAUGUAAUUGAAAAAAUAGAAUCACCUUUAGUAAAUUCAUCAUCAAAUCAAACGGAAUUUUCUUCAGCAAAUUCAGCUUUAAAUAAGGGGAAAAAAAUAACUUCAACUGAAGAAAUAGUGAAAGAAGAAUACAAAUCCACGAAAAUUGAGAAAUUUGAAGAUACAAAAAAUUUAGUUCCAAAUAAUAAAGAAGAAAAUGAAGAAAAAUUAGUAGUAAAUGAAGAAAAACAAUUUUCUAAACUAAAUUUAACUCCACUUGAAGAAACAGUAAAAGAAGUUAAAAAUUUUGAAGAAGAUUCUAAAGAAGAGGAUAAAAAUUUGAAAACUGCAAAUUCUGUUGUUGAUAAAGAAAAAAUUAAUGAAGCUAAUACUUUUAUCAGUUCUAAGAACGAAUUUUCUUUGGUAAAUUCAAUUUCAAAUGAAGAAAAUUGUUCUUCAAUAAAUUUAAUUCCUCCUGAAAAAUUAAUAAACGAACAUUCAAAUUUUCAAGAAGAAAAUUCAAAAAAAGAAUUAUUAAAUUCAACUUCUAAUGAAAAUAUAGAAAAUAAAGAAACAUCAUCUGUAAAUUUAAUCCAAUCUGAAGAACUGAUAAACGAACUUUUAAAAGAACUUUUAAAUUUUCAAGAAGAUCCUAAUGAAAAAUAUGAAGAUUCAAAGAAAAAUUCAUUAAAUUCUCUCAUGGUUAAACAAAAUAAUGAAAUUCAAAUUGAUUCUCCAAUUGAAUCCGAAAGAGUUCUUAAAAUUAAUUCUAUGGAGAAUUCAACUCCAAUUAAAGAAAUAGAAAAUGAAGAAUUUUCUUUCGUCAUUUCUACUACAAAUGAAAAAAUAGUCAACGAAAAAGAAAUUGCUUCAAUAAAUUUAUCAUCAACUAAAGAAACUGUAAAUAAACAUCAAAGCGAAGAAAAUUCUUCAAAGAAGAAUAAAAAGUUCAAAAAAGAAUUGUCUUUCUUAAAAUAUGAGUCGGGUAAAGAAAACGAAGAAAUAAAAAAUCAAGAACCUGUAAAAAACGUAAGUAAAAGAUUAGAGUCAAUUUCUAAAUUAAAGAAAAAAUUAUCACCUAUUAAAUCCAAUGAUGAAUUCUUCAAAAAACGUUUGAAUUCCGUUUUAAAAGCAAUAGCAACAAAAAGUGAAAGUCUUUUACAAGAAACUGAAUUAAUGAACAAUGAACAUCACAAAAUUGUUUCAACAAUUUCACUUGCAAGCUCAAAUUCAUUUUCUAAAUUGAAAAUUCUCUCAGUAAAAAUUCCAAAAAUCAAUAUAAAUAAUUCAAAUUUGAAUGAUAUUUCAUCGAAAAUUAAUGUAAAUGAAAAUAAUCAGGAAUUCAAUUCUCCAAUCAGAUUAAUGUCAAAAUUAAAUUUUAUUCCCUCACUCGUUGCGUUUUGGGACAAUAAAAAAGAAUCUCAAAUAGAAAUAAAAAUUAUUGACAAAGAAAAUAAAGAGAAUUCUGAAAAUUUGUCAAUGUGUAAAAAAUCAAUUUCUUCAAGUUUUAUUGCAAAUGUGAAAAAAUUCGAAAACUUAUCAAAAAAUUCUAAAAUUGAGAACUCUUGUAAAAAUUUGGAAAAUACAAAAAACUCAGAAACUUGUAAAUAUUCAAAAAUAUUGGAAAACAGUGAUUUGACUAGAAAAAGAAGAAAUACCCAAAAAUGUAAAUCUUGCGGAAAAAAGCGUAAAUACUCAUCAAAUUUGAGUUGUCCAUUGAAAACGGAAAUUUCCGAGACAUCGGAAUUAUUAAAAUUGAAAAAUCAAAAUUCCAAUGAAUUUAUUGACGAUUAUUCACUGCCAUCGAUGAUUAAUUGUAAGAAUGGUAAAAUUCACAAAUUUCCAAUGAUCGACAAUACAAAUCGAUUAGCACAAAAUUUAGCUGUUGCAACACUUAAAUUGGCAACAAAACGUGCACAAAAUUUAUACAAAAAUGUUGUUCUUUGCCGUCAAUGUUUGACAUCGUUAAACUCACAUGAUUCAGAUAUAACAUUGGAAUCAAAUAAUUCACCAAGACGAGUAAAUAAUAACAAAAAAAAUUGUAUGAGCGACAAAAAUGAUUUGAAAUUGAAAGAUAACGACAAUUUUUCGUCAAUUAAUGUUUUAAAAUCGAAAACUUUCAAAAAAGCAUUGAAGACAUUUAGAAAUUCAUCGAAUCGAAGGGAGAAGCAUUAUCAGAAUAAUGGAAAAAAUAACAAAAUUUCAAAAAUUCUAUUCGAGGAACAUUUAUCGAAAUCAAUUUUAAUUGUCAUUUUAAUAUUUUUUCUCGUUCUUUGGUAUUUGUUCUAAAAUUAUUUUAUUUAAAAAAAAAAAGAAUUUUCUUUUUUAGUAUUUUUGAAUUUAGGAACAUUUUUCCAAUUUUUGAUAUUUUUUUUACUG
Molecule: messenger RNA, 4090 nt
Organism: Leptopilina boulardi
Lineage: Eukaryota; Metazoa; Arthropoda; Insecta; Hymenoptera; Figitidae
Product: MATH and LRR domain-containing protein PFE0570w-like
Exons: 2
Coding region: 134-4000 (1288 amino acids)
Source: RefSeq, a predicted model, not a curated record